Messenger RNA from Drechmeria coniospora, 1062 nucleotides. RefSeq lists its product as uncharacterized. The transcript has a single exon. Lineage: Eukaryota; Fungi; Ascomycota; Sordariomycetes; Hypocreales; Ophiocordycipitaceae. The record is from RefSeq and is a predicted model, not a curated record. The coding region runs from base 1 to 1062 and encodes 353 amino acids.
AUGGCCCUCCUGCACCUUGACGCCUUUCGCACUCCCUCGCCACCAAAAAUGACUCGAUGCGUCGGAGGCGUUCCGAUAAGCACAGUUGCUGAUCUGCAGCUUCAGCUGAGGUUCCAUUCACUGAUGGGAAACUACCUUAUCCCGGUGCCGACGAAGCCCGUGAUCUGCCAGUUUCUGGACAAGGACCCUACUCGGCUGAAUAUCAAGUAUUCAGACCAGCCUUCGCUACGGACGGAACACAAGCUUGCGGGACUCGCCCACGCCAUGCUUCUCCGCGGCUUUGUCAUCCAGGAGCUCAAGGCGAUGUCAAACGAUGUUCGGUACAAAAGCCUACGACAGGGCCCCGGGGUGAGCUGGUGGCGCAAGAGCCAGAGCACGACCGACCUUCUGAAGCGGGAUAUACUGGAUCUCGAGGACGAGUAUCGUGCCCAGUGGCGAACGCUCGAUGACACCGAAUGCUGGGAUCGGUGGAGGAACGGGUUGAUUACGGCGUGGGAGGUGUAUGCUGCUUUCAAGUGUGAGACGGAAACGGUGCUGUCGAAGAACCCUCUUCCGGGGCAUGGGGAGGGUGAAGAGGGGGGCCAGGUGCAGGAGCCCUCUUUCGGCAGCUCCCCAGAUUGCGAGGAGCACAUUCCAUUCCUAACCACGGAAAAGCCAACGGCCACAGUAAGCAGGAGCCAGCUUCGAGCCGAGAGGCGCGGAGGGAGCGGCGGUCCCGCAAGCGACGUUCAGCAGGCAGAGGGAAUCGACCGAGGACAACGACAAAGGACUGUUGAUGCUAGGUUGGGGGAUGGCCAGCAACCAGGCGAACAAGGAGGAGCUGGAGGCAUCGGAUCGCGGAAUCGACAGGAGAGCAGAUGCAACCCUGACCCGGAUGCCGCUCGUAUCCAAGCCAAUGGCAACGAAUCACCCAUGUGCCAAAGUGAGCACCACGCGACGCGGGAGCACGCUGCAAGGCCUGAUUCAAUAUGGCGCAGAUAUUUUGUCUGUUCGCGGAAGAGAAGCGUGUGGAGGGGCGGAGAGAUCAGCUUUGGGGUGAGGUUCUACAAGGACAGCGUUUGA